Molecule: messenger RNA, 4830 nt
Organism: Dioscorea cayenensis subsp. rotundata (Guinea yam)
Lineage: Eukaryota; Viridiplantae; Streptophyta; Magnoliopsida; Dioscoreales; Dioscoreaceae
Source: RefSeq, a predicted model, not a curated record
CUCUGCACGCAUCCCCGCAUCUCUCUCUGCUGCCACCUCUCCCUCUUCCCCCAUUCUUUGUUUGCCAACGCGUGGGAUCGCAACCCAGAACCAAACCCUCGCCCCUCGAUUUCCCCCAAAAUCCAAACCCUAAAAAUCUCAAUCAUCCGAUUCUCAUGACUCUCUCCUCCUCAUGGAUCCAUGUCUCCUUCAUCUCCAUCCCCAUCUCUUUCUCCUCCUCCUUGGCCUCCUUGUCAUCCCUUUGCUUCCCUCAAACCCUAACCCUAACCACCGCUUUGCGACCGCUUCGUCGGAGGUGGACGAUGACCCCUUCUCGAUCGUGAAUCUUGAUCUGACGUGGCAUGAUUACUCGCCGCCAUCGCCACCGCCCCCGCCGGCGUCACCUACUCCGCCGUCAUCUUCCUGCGAGGGGGACAUCGGGGGGGUUGGCUCCUUUGAUACCCUUUGCCAGCUCAAAUCCAGUGUGAACGUUACUGGAGAUAUCUAUAUCAAGGGCAACGGUAGCCUUGUGCUUCUCCCUGGCGUCCUGCUCAGCUGCCCUGUUGCUGGGUGCUUUAUCCUCGCUAACCUCUCUGGUGAUGUUACUAUUGGGAAGGAUGGAGGGAUUGUUGCUGGUGCGGUUAUUUUGGCGGCUAAUAACAUGAGUAUGGCUGAGGGGUCUGUGGUGAACACCACGGCGCUUGCGGGUGAUCCUCCGCCACAGACCAGUGGUGAGCCGUCUGGGUUUAAUGGAGAUGGCGGGGGACAUGGAGGCCGUGGGGCGAGUUGCUAUGUGAAGAAGGACCAGACACCGGAGGAUUCGUGGGGUGGUGAUGCCUAUUCUUGGUCGAGCUUGGCGAAACCUGAUUGCUUUGGUAGUAAAGGUGGUUCGACUAGCCAGGAGAAGGACUAUGGUGGUGGUGGGGGUGGCAGGAUUUGGUUGGAGAUUAAAGACGUCUUAGAGAUUGAUGGGGUUGUUUGCGCUGAUGGAGGUGAAGGUGGUUCCCAUGGAGGAGGAGGUUCUGGAGGGAGCAUCUACAUUACAGCUUCAAAAUUGAAAGGAAAUGGCAAGGUUAGUGCUUCAGGUGGCAAUGGUGUAGCUGGAGGAGGUGGUGGUCGAGUUUCUAUUGACAUUUUCAGCCGGCAUGAUGAUCCAAAAUUUUUUGUUCAUGGUGAGAUUUGGAGUUCUGGCUGUCCAAAUAACAAUGGUGCUGCAGGGACUCUCUAUGAUGCGAUCCCUCGAAGCCUGACUGUUAGCAACCACAACUUGACAACUCAGACUGAUACUCUUCUUUUAGAAUUUCCUUAUCAACCUCUUUGGACCAAUGUUUUUGUGACAAAUUGUGCUAAAGUGGUGGUUCCCUUACUUUGGAGUCGAGUACAGGUCCAAGGACAGCUUAGCCUGCUGUGUGGUGGCAUAUUUAGUUUUGGGCUGACUCAUUAUCCAUACUCGGAGUUUGAGCUCAUGGCUGAAGAACUGCUAAUGAGUGACUCAGUAAUCAGGGUAUUUGGGGCUUUGCGAAUGUCUGUAAAGAUGCUUCUGAUGUGGAACUCCAAAAUUCUUAUUAAUGGGGGUGGGGAUUCAUUAGUGUCGACAUCCUUGCUUGAAGCCAGUAAUUUAAUAGUUCUUAAGGAAUCAUCAGUGAUACGUUCUACUGCAAACCUCGGGGUUCAUGGACAAGGCCUAUUAAAUUUAUCUGGACCUGGAGAUCUGAUUGAAGCUCAGCGUCUAAUUCUGUCACUGUUUUACAGCAUCAAUGUUGGUCCUGGGUCUGUUUUGCGUGGUCCUUUGAUUAAUGCUUCUAGGGAUGAAAUGUCUCCAAAGCUCAACUGUGAACUCGAAGAUUGCCCAAUGGAGUUGGUUAGUCCCCCAGAAGAUUGCAAUGUGAAUUCUUCUCUAGCUUUUACCCUCCAGAUCUGUCGUGUUGAGGAUAUUGAUGUUGCAGGCCUUAUUCAAGGAACAGUCAUUCAUUUCCAUCGAGCGAGAACUGUUGUUGUCCAGUCUUCUGGAAUAAUUAGUGCAUCAGGCUUAGGCUGCAGGGGUGGGGUCGGCCGAGGAGGCGUUUUAAGCAGUGGUCUUGGUGGUGGUGGUGGGCAUGGUGGCAAAGGUGGGCGUGGUUAUUUCAAUGGGACCUAUGUUGAUGGUGGCAUUGCAUAUGGUAAUGCUAAAUUGCCAUGUGAGCUUGGAAGCGGUAGUAGUAAUGAAGACUUAUCUGUUUCGACUGCUGGUGGGGGUAUCAUAGUGAUGGGUUCACAGGAGCACGCGUUAUCAAGUUUGUCUAUUUAUGGCUCAGUUGAGGCUGAUGGUGAAAGUUUUGGAGAAUUAACUAGAAGGCUUGGAGGUUACUUCUAUAAUUUCUUAAUGGGGGGGCCUGGCGGUGGCUCUGGUGGUACAAUUCUUCUUUUUCUACACACUAUGUCCCUUGGUGACUCUUCUAUACUUUCAAGUGUUGGGGGGUUUGGUAGCCACAAUGGUGGUGGUGGUGGAGGUGGCGGAAGGAUUCACUUUCAUUGGUCAGACAUUCCAACAGGUGAUGAAUAUUUUCCAGUUGCAAGUGUGAAGGGAAAGAUAACUACAAGGGGAGGUUUGGGCAUGGAUCAAGGUUCUGCUGGGGAAAAUGGAACAGUUACUGGAAAAGAUUGCCCCAAAGGGCUUUAUGGAACCUUUUGCAAGGAAUGCCCACUAGGAACAUAUAAGAAUAUCACUGGAUCUGAUGAGAACUACUGUUACCAGUGCCCUUCUUAUGAGCUUCCUCGCCGUGCUGUGUAUAUUACUGUUCGAGGUGGUGUUGCUGGAACGCCAUGUCCUUAUAAAUGUGUAUCUGAAAGAUAUCAUAUGCCACACUGCUAUACAGCUCUCGAAGAAUUGAUAUACACUUUUGGUGGCCCAUGGCUGUUUGGUCUUCUUCUUACUGGGCUGCUUGUCUUGUUGGCUCUAGUGUUAAGUGUUGCACGGAUGAAAUUUGUUGGUAAUGAUGAACUUCCUGGUCCUGCGCCAACCCAACAUGGAUCUCAAAUUGAUCACUCCUUCCCAUUUUUGGAGUCGCUGAAUGAGGUUUUGGAAACAAAUAGAGCGGAGGAAUCCCAAAGCCAUGUUCAUAGAAUGUAUUUCAUGGGGCCUAACACUUUCAGUGAACCUUGGCAUCUUCCCCAUUCUCCUCCAGAGCAGAUAACAGAGAUAGUGUAUGAGGAUGCGUUCAAUAGAUUUGUUGAUGAGAUAAAUGCCCUAGCAGCUUAUCAAUGGUGGGAGGGUUCAAUCUACAGCAUUCUUUGUGUGCUUGCAUAUCCUCUUGCAUGGUCUUGGCAGCAGUGGCGUAGGAGAAAGAAAUUACAGCGACUGCGUGAAUUUGUUCGGUCAGAGUAUGACCAUGCAUGCUUACGAUCAUGUCGUUCACGAGCUCUUUACGAGGGACUUAAGGUGGCUGCAACCCCAGAUUUGAUGCUAGCCUAUGUGGACUUUUUCCUUGGUGGGGAUGAAAAGCGACCAGAUCUUCCUCCUCGCCUGCACCAGAGGUUCCCUAUGUGCUUAGUUUUUGGUGGUGAUGGAAGUUACAUGGCGCCCUUUUUCCUUCACAGUGAUAAUGUCCUCACUAGCCUCAUGAGUCAGUCUGUACAACCAACCAUAUGGUACCGGCUUGUGGCUGGGCUGAAUGCACAAUUGAGGCUAGUUCGUCGUGGCCAGCUGAAAGUUACAUUUUUGCCUGUUCUGAGCUGGCUUGAGACUCAUGCAAAUCAAGCUUUGAUCACACAUGGAGUGUGUGUUGAUCUUGCCUGGUUUCAGGCCACUUCGUGUGGUUAUUGUCAGCUUGGACUUGUUGUGUAUGCUGUGGGAGAAUCGGAGCCUACAACUGUUGUUGAUGGUGUUUCUACGAGAUUAUUAAGUGUCAAACAACCUUCUCGUACAUUUAACAUUCAUGAAGAUAAUCUGGGGAAUUUGAGGAACAGGGAAGCUGUUGUUCGGAAACAAAUAAGUGGUGGUGUUUUAGAUAGUCAAAGUUUGCGAAUGCUUGAAGACAAGAGAAAUGUAUGGUACCCAUUUUCACUUAUACUGCACAAUACUAAACCUGUUGGACGCCAGGAUCUUGUUGGGCUGGUCAUCUCAAUGUUACUACUGGCAGAUUUUAGCUUGGUUCUGCUUACUUUACUUCAAUUGUAUUCUUUUUCCAUGGUGGAUGUCUUCUUAGUUUUGUUCGUCCUUCCUUUGGGUCUACUUUCUCCAUUUCCUGCUGGAAUCAAUGCCCUUUUCAGUCAUGGACCUCGACGAUCAGCAGGACUUGCUCGUGUGUAUGCGUUGUGGAACAUUUCUUCCUUGAUUAAUGUUGUUAUGGCCUUUAUAUGUGGGUUUGUACACUACAAGAUGUCAUCUAGUCGGAAGCAUCAAAGUUCUCAGCCAUGGAGUUUGGGCACGGACGAGAGUGGAUGGUGGCUGUUUCCUUCUGGCCUAGUGCUGUGUAAAUGCAUUCAGGCACGUCUUGUCGACUGGCAUGUUGCUAACUUGGAGAUCCAAGACCGUUCUUUGUAUAGCAAUGACCCAAACUUAUUCUGGCAGUCGUAACAAAUUCCGGGUGACUCACCUGAGGUUGCUUGCAACUCUAGUUUUUACUUUUGUUUUAUUUUUCUCUUUUUUUUUUCUUUUUUUGGUGGAGUUGCAAGGGGAAUAGUGAAAGGGGGCCUUAUUUUCGCAACAGGCCUGUGAAAGUCAUUCAUCAUCAUGUAGACUCACCUUCUUUAGAGAAAUUGUGCAGUCAGCAUAUUUCCCUUCACUGUAAAUACAAAGGUCCGCUCCACAUUCUUUGUAGUAAAGUAGUUUUGUUGCAAUGUAUAACCGUGGAUUCUCUAAUUAGUUAAAAA